Molecule: messenger RNA, 1767 nt
Organism: Penicillium oxalicum
Lineage: Eukaryota; Fungi; Ascomycota; Eurotiomycetes; Eurotiales; Aspergillaceae
Product: CocE/NonD family hydrolase
Exons: 1
Coding region: 1-1767 (588 amino acids)
Molecular function (GO): dipeptidyl-peptidase activity
Source: RefSeq, a predicted model, not a curated record
AUGACUGUCAAGUUCAAUGUCAAUGUACCUCGCCAGGAUUUGAAACAUCCAGAAAAUGGCCAUAGCGGCUAUCAAGGGCUGCACCCACGCACCGAGAUUCUUCCGACCGGACAUGUCACUGCCCCCGGUCUAAGAGCCCUCUCGUGUGAUAUUCUGGUCGAGCAUGAUGUUGCCAUCACGAUGAGAGACGGCUGCAAGCUCUAUGCCGAUAUCUAUCGACCUCCUUCAGCUCCAGAGCGCUCCGUGCCUGCGAUCCUCUGUUGGGGUCCGUUCGGCAAGAAGUUCAAUGGCGUGGACUCUUUGCGGAUUAUGACUCCUUGGAACCUGGGCGUUCCGGACGGCACGUUGAGCGGGUUGGAAAAGUUUGAGGCCCCCGAUCCUGCAGACUUUGUGGACCGCGGGUACGCCAUCAUCAACAUUGACUCGCGUGGAGCGUUUGAUUCAGAAGGAUGCAUGGCUAUCAUGGGGACACAAGAAGCCGAGGAUGGAUACGACACGAUUGAGUGGCUUGCCAAGCUUCCCUGGUGCAAUGGAAGCGUCGGCAUGGCUGGUAACUCGCAUCUAGCAAUCAUCCAGUGGUUCAUCGCCGCGCUUCAACCACCCUCUCUCAAAGCUAUCGCUCCUUGGGAGGGCUGUGGUGAUCUUUACCGUGAGCAAUUUGCUCGUGGUGGUAUCUAUGGCGGUGACCUGUUUGACCAUCUCAUCGUCAAAUGGAUUUUGCGCGGUCGCAAUGGCAUGGAGAGCUUCCGGAAAAUGUUUGAGGAGCACCCUGGCGCCAAUGACUGGUGGAAUGACAAGCGUCCGGAUAUGAAGAAGAUCAAUAUCCCCACCUACAUCACCGGUACAUACACCAACACCAUGCACGGCAUGGGAGCCAUUCGGGGGUGGAUGGAGGUGAACACCCCACACAAAUGGCUUCGAUGGCACCCCUACCAAGAGUGGUUCGACAUUUGGGGCAACCCCGAAGGGAAAGAGGAGCUGUUCUCGUUCUUUGAUCGCUACCUCAAGGGCGUGGAGAAUGACUGGGAGUCAACCCCGCAUGUCCGCAUGAGUGUCCUCAAGUUUGGCGAAAAGGAACCGUUGGCGAACGUGGUCGAAGAGGAUUUCCCCAUUCCCCGUACCAACUACCGCAAAGCAUACCUCACACCUAACGGCGGGUUGAACUUGGACGAGCCCAGUUCUUCUGCCGGAACAGUCUCAUACAACUCAGAAGACAUCAAAGACACGGCCACGUUCACGUAUACCUUCCCCGAGCGAACGCAAAUAGUUGGAAUGCCCAAAGCUGUUCUUUGGAUGCGAAAUGACGACUUUGACGAUAUGGACGUGUUUAUUGUCCUGAAUAAGCUGUCCGCCACAGGGGAGCGCAUGCUCAAUCUCAACAUUCCUUGGACUAAUCUCCCCGUCAAGAAGAUUGCCGAUAUCCCGGAAGAUAAGAGAACAGAAGUCAUCCUCUACCAAGGUCCCACCGGCAUUCUGCGAGCAUCCAAUCGGGACAUCGAUGCUUCGCGGUCAAUGCACCCGAACUGGCCCUUCUAUACCCACGAGAAGGAGGAAAAAGUGAACCCAGGCACUGUGGUCCGUCUCGAGAUCGGAAUCUGGUGUAUGGGUAUUGAGUUCGAAGCAGGGGAGAGCUUACAGCUCUCGGUAGGUGGUUUCUACCAAGGCUUUGCCAACUUUGGAACAAACGAGCACAUCCGCAACAAAGGAAAACACUGGAUUCAUGCCGGUGGAGAAUAUGAUAGUCAUUUGAUCCUGCCCUUUGUUUGA